Messenger RNA from Rhineura floridana, 1368 nucleotides. It is a transcript of the gene ONECUT3, whose product is annotated as one cut homeobox 3. Gene Ontology annotation, molecular function: RNA polymerase II cis-regulatory region sequence-specific DNA binding; DNA-binding transcription factor activity, RNA polymerase II-specific. Gene Ontology annotation, cellular component: nucleus. Lineage: Eukaryota; Metazoa; Chordata; Lepidosauria; Squamata; Rhineuridae. Gene Ontology annotation, biological process: regulation of transcription by RNA polymerase II. The transcript is spliced from 2 exons. The coding region runs from base 1 to 1368 and encodes 455 amino acids. The record is from RefSeq and is a predicted model, not a curated record.
AUGGAGUUGAGCCUCGACGGGCUCGGCAACCUCCACCAGGCCGGGGAGCUCUUGAGCCCCGCCGGGGCGCACGCCAGGCAGCCUCCCCCGCCUCCCCCUCCGCCUCCUCCCCCUCCCCCCCCGUCGGCUCACCGCAACUUGGUCUCCUCUCACGGCCGCCCGGCCAUGGUCUCCAGCAUGGCUUCCAUCCUGGACGGGGCGGGCGACUACCGUCCCGAGCACAGCCUAGGCGCCCCGCUCCACCCGGCCAUGAGCAUGGCCUGCGAGUCGCCCUCUGGGGUCAGCACCUACACCACCCUCACCCCCCUGCAGCACCUGCCGCCCAUCUCCACCGUCUCGGAGAAGUUCCACCACCACCCGCACCACCACCACCACCAUCACCACCACCACCACCCGCACCAGCGGCUGUCCGGGAACGUCGGCGGCGGCUUCGCCCUCAUGCGCGAAGAGCGGAGCCUGGCCGCCUCCAUGGGCAACCUCUACGGCCACUAUUCCAAGGACAUGCCCUCCAUGGGGCAGCCCCUCUCGCCUCUCCCGAACGGCUUGAGCCUCCACAACGGGCAGCAGUCCCUGGCCCCCUACGGGCCCGGGGCCCACCUGGCCGGCGACAAACUCCUCUCCCCCAACGGCUUCGACCCGCACAUGCUCUCCAGGAGCGAGGAGCACCUGGCCCGGGGCUUGGGGGCUCCGGGCUCCGGGAUGAUGCCCACCCUCAACGGCAUGCACCCCCACGGCGGGCACCCGCACGGCGGCCAAGGAAACGGCGCCCUCCUGGGCGAGCGGGAGCGGCAAGCCUCCUCGGCCCCGGGCUCCCAAGCCGGCGGCUCCGGGCAAGUGGAGGAGAUCAACACCAAGGAGGUGGCCCAGCGGAUCACGGCCGAGCUGAAGCGCUACAGCAUCCCGCAGGCCAUCUUCGCCCAGCGGAUCUUGUGCCGCUCGCAGGGGACCCUCUCCGACCUGCUGAGGAACCCCAAGCCGUGGAGUAAGCUCAAGUCCGGGCGGGAGACCUUCCGGAGGAUGUGGAAAUGGCUUCAGGAGCCCGAGUUCCAGCGGAUGUCUGCCUUGAGGCUGGCGGCCUGCAAGCGUAAGGAACAGGAACAGCAGAAGGACCGGAAUCUCCAGCCGAAGAAACAGCGCCUCGUCUUCACUGACCUCCAGCGCCGCACUCUGAUUGCCAUCUUCAAGGAGAACAAGCGCCCAUCCAAGGAGAUGCAAAUGACCAUCUCCCAACAGCUGGGCCUGGAGCUCAACACCGUCAGCAACUUCUUCAUGAACGCUCGCCGGAGGUGCAUGAACCGUUGGCAGGAAGAUCCCGGCACCAACCCUGGAGUCCCUUCUUCAUCAACAAGCACUUUUUCCAAAGCAUGA